Messenger RNA from Hyaloscypha bicolor E, 1995 nucleotides. RefSeq lists its product as uncharacterized. Lineage: Eukaryota; Fungi; Ascomycota; Leotiomycetes; Helotiales; Hyaloscyphaceae. The record is from RefSeq and is a predicted model, not a curated record. The transcript is spliced from 2 exons. The coding region runs from base 131 to 1951 and encodes 606 amino acids.
UUCGCCUGUACGUUGGAUCAACAACAGCGACCUGGUUCUGUUUCGCUCCAAUCUUAAAGGAAAGGAAAUUCUUCGACUAAGACUUAGUUCCUUCCUCUCUGAAGUCCAAUUUUCUUUCUGGCCAGUCACCAUGGGUGCUCCAAUGUGGUCUCUCGACGAGAGAGAUUACUUUGUCAAGGUUAUUCUGCCCUUGUCUAAGUAUGCCGGAGGCACGUACUCGAAGCCAGAGGGUUUAGGCUGGGCUGAGCUGGCUGCUAUUAUGCAAGAGGAGCUGGACCGCAAGGGAGUUAGUCGACGAAAGUAUACAUCCGACAUGCUCUUCCAGCACUAUUACCAGAAGUGCAGCAGUCGAUCUUACAAGAGAGGCGAGGGAGACAAAAUGGUGGUCCCCGAAGCCGUUACCGAUGCCAGUUCUAGCGGCAUGAGCCCUCCACCACUCCCCAAAGCUGGCCGUCGAACUGCAACAAAGAAGCCCUCAAAGAAAAUCACCUAUGUAACAAAGGCUACCCAAACGGAGAUUUCUAUCGAGGCUGGUUCAGAAUCCGAAUGCGCCAUUCAGCGGUAUCCCAAAUUUGCGGGUCCACUUGCAAGCGAACAUGGCUCCCACUUCGAGGUCCAGCCGGUUGCUGCUUUGUCGGGCAAGAGAAAAUAUCAAGCAACUGUCGAAGAUACUUACGAUGACGAUGCUGAGAAAUAUGAGUUCGUUCUGAAGGAAGAGUUUUUGGAGGAGGAUGAGCAACUUCCACGAAAGAAGAAGACUCUGGGAUCCCGCGCAAGUGGCAGUGAGGCCGGAAAUAGAAGUGGAGAGAGCAUAUACAGCAGCAGUAUUGGAGACUUCUCGGAGCUGAUCGGGGUUCGCUCCUCCGAGCCAGAGAGAGCCAGAUCCGCGAAAUUGCAAGAUCCAUGGGCAAAGUCGUCUGAAGCACAAUCUCGAAUCCCCUUUGGCGGCCCUCGUCGUUUCGAUUCUCCCAACUCGGAUACGCGUAGCACGGGCACUUCGACCAUUGCCUACAAGACAUAUACACCAACGCCUUCAUUCAAAGCCCCGUUCUCUGUGUCUGACACAAAUCGCCCUUUGGGAGUCGGCUUUAAUGUGGCUAAGGCUCUCUUGGAAGAACGAUCCCGUCCAGCAUCUCGUGCUUCGGACAGAAGCGAGCCGGUUCAUGAUGGUUUCCGAGCCGUUCCAUCUCCACUGCGUGAACUUUCAAGAGAUUUGAACGAAGAAGAGCCAGGUAUUCGUGGCACUUCCCGAAAGCUCCGUUCUCCUGGAGUUGGACCCUCUCGAUCUGCAUACAGAUACAGCGAAGAUUUCUUCCCUGAGGAUUUCCUCCGCUCCCGGCGUAACAAGUCUUCCGGUUUUGGUGCAUACCGAGAAGAGCCACAGAGCUUUCGGUACCCUCGUUCCCCGCAGCGUGAGUCUUCUCGAUUUGGUGCAUAUAGAGAAGUGUCCGAGGCUCCGACCAUCCCUCGAACUUCUGGAUUCCAUGGAAACAUGGCCCCACGUAUGUUGGCCCCAGGACAGGAGGGUUAUGAUGAUGAUUGGUAUUUUGCCGGUCGACGUACAUCCCGAUUUGGUCCAACUCGUUAUCAAGACUCAAGAGUCAUGGAGGAGGACUUGUAUCAUGAUGAUGAACGCAUCCGCCAAUCAAAAGUUCAAUCAUACCGAUUUUCCCCUUCUGCUGAGCCACGUAGCGGCAACACCGAAUUCCCUAUCACCACCCAGCGCCCUGCUGCCCCCAGUCGUCCUACUACACCCAGUCGUCCUACUACACUCAGUCGUCCUACUACACCUAGUUGUCCCCCACUCUCGGGCUACCGAAUCCGAAAGCGCUCUAAGCUUCAACCUUCAUCCCCCGUCAAGCAAGAUGAGCGCACCCCUCAAGUCUCUGUACCCACUAAGGAGCGAGUUGGAGAGAAUCCUUCUACUCCAAAAGGAUUGGAUGCAGAAUAAAUCGAUUCCCAAUUACCCAGGAGAUGACACGUAGAUCGCGGUGG